Messenger RNA from Nanorana parkeri, 2589 nucleotides. RefSeq names its product NACC family member 2 (gene NACC2). Gene Ontology annotation, biological process: regulation of transcription by RNA polymerase II. The record is from RefSeq and is a predicted model, not a curated record. The coding region runs from base 251 to 2005 and encodes 584 amino acids. Gene Ontology annotation, molecular function: RNA polymerase II cis-regulatory region sequence-specific DNA binding; protein binding; DNA-binding transcription factor activity, RNA polymerase II-specific. NCBI's taxonomy places the organism in Eukaryota, Metazoa, Chordata, Amphibia, Anura, Dicroglossidae. The transcript is spliced from 7 exons.
CACAGACCAACUUGCACAAGACAGAGAAAACACACACACACAGACGCUUCCUCCAUACUAGGUAAUGAGGCGAGCCAAGGCACCGUGCUGAUGUCUCAUUGAGCUGGAGAAAAAAAAGUGGGACGCGCUCUCUUCUCUCUCCUCGCGACCGAUGUCUGGAUACUUGGGACCACUCCGGCGUUUUAAGAUGUGAACAGUCUUUCUGGCGACCCUGCUGAAUGUCCAAGGCCUGCUUCGUCACUGCCCAGCCAUGUCACAGAUGUUACAUAUAGAAAUUCCCAAUUUUGGGAACACCGUCUUGGGAUGCUUGAACGAGCAGAGGCUUAUGGGACUCUAUUGCGAUGUCUCCAUUGUUGUGAAAGGCCAGGCCUUCAAGGCGCACCGUGCUGUUUUGGCGGCCAGCAGCCUGUACUUUAGAGAUCUGUUCAGCGGUAACAGCAAGAGCGCCUUUGAGUUGCCAGCUACGGUGCCGCCAGCGUGCUUCCAGCAGAUAUUGUCAUUUUGCUACACCGGAAAGUUGACUAUGGCUGCUAGCGAGCAGCUUGUGGUGAUGUACACAGCCGGCUUCCUUCAGAUUCAGCACAUCGUAGAGCGAGGAACGGACUUGAUGUUCAAGGUGAGCUCGCCUCAUUGUGACUCUCAGACCACCAUGAUUGAAGAUACCAGUUCAGAACCCCAGAGCCCCUGCAACCAGACAACGGGCACCGCCACCUCUGCAUCCUAUGUAAUGUCUCCUUCCAUGCCCAUCCCACUUCUCACCCGAGUGAAAAAUGAGAGUUUGGAGGUGCAGCCAAUUGCGGUUCCCAAUGUGCCUGGCAAGAGGCCAACAGAGCCUCAAAACAGGGACAGCACGGGAGGAGCCUUGUCUACAGCGACAACACCAAAACUACAACGGGUUUCUUACUAUGGCAUGUCCACCCUAGCUACACUCUUCCCCAAUGUACAGCAAGUGUCAUAUUCACAAGGUGAGCGCACAAGCCCUAGUGCAAGCAGCAUACCGACCACAGACAGCCCAACAUCCUACCACAACGAGGAAGAUGAGGAGGACGAUGAGGCCUAUGACACAAUGGUGGAGGAUCAUUAUGGGCAGAUGUAUAUCAAGUCCACAGGGGGAUACGCAGUUGGUCAGGAUAAAGGAGAUCAGAUACAGAACUCACUGGAGAAUCGUUCCUGUGUCCUGAUUCGGAGAGACCUGGUGGCACUUCCAGCAAGUCUCAUUAGUCAGAUUGGCUACCGCUGCCACCCGAAGCUCUACUCAGAAGGUGACCCGGGCGAGAAGUUGGAACUGGUUGCAGGCUCAGGGGUAUACAUCACCCGUGGACAGCUCAUGAACUGUCACCUCUGUGCCGGAGUGAAGCAUAAGGUCCUUUUAAGACGACUCCUUGCCACGUUCUUUGAUCGAAACACUCUCGCUAACAGCUGCGGCACCGGAAUCCGCUCUUCCACCAGUGACCCCAGCAGGAAGCCAUUGGACAGCAGAGUGCUCAACGCUGUGAAAUUGUAUUGCCAGAACUUUGCACCCAAUUUCAAGGAGAGCGAGAUGAAUGUUAUUGCAGCAGAUAUGUGCACCAAUGCCCGCAGGGUACGUAAACGCUGGCUCCCCAAGAUAAAAUCAAUGCUGCCAGAAGGGGUGGAGAUGUAUCGUUCUGUGAUGGGUGCAACAGCGGCCGGAGUCCCACUGGAGUCAGACUUCCAGCCCAGUCCAGCCCAAGUGUUCGAGCAACGUAUCUAUGCAGAGCGGAGAGGUGAUUCUGGCGCCAUAGUGUCCUUGAGAACUAACACAGCAAAUAUAGACCUCACCGCCAAUGCCAGUCCUCCAUUCGAACAGAGCCAGGAGGCUGAAGGAGCAACAGGGUCCGUCAUUCAGGAGGUAGGUGGCACCGAUCCGUUGACAUCGGACAACCCAAGCCCACCUCCAACCUCUUUUGAACAAGAAGCCGGCUCUACCAGCAGGCCAGAGACCCCAGUGCGGAGACAAGAAGCUUCGUACAGCGGGACUUUAUAGAUUGUGAAGAAAAGCCAACAGGGAGUCCGCACGGUGACCUGUAAGGGAAGUUGUAAUUCUAGCUCUGCUUGCAUGCAUUACUAAUAUGAUACAAAAAACAAACAAAAUGUGAUCAGCCACUUACUUCAGAACUGCUAUUUUUGCCUGACUAAAAUGUGAUUUUUAUUCUGCUUGUAUUUAAAACAAAAACACUCAAAAAACAAAAAAAUUACAAAGGAAAAAUAAUCGCAUUCGUUAUACUGUAAACGAUCAGGUCAAAUGAGACCUGCUUAGUUAUAAAACAAAAUGGGCUCAUUUUUAAAAUGGAAUUUACUCUAAUGAAUGCAUCUAUUUGUUUUAUCUUCCACUCACAAAAGCACGUGUUUAAGAAGAAAAAAAAAAAAAAAGAGAAAAAAAGUUUAAAAAUCGUCACCGUUCAUUAAUCCAUUAAUGGUUUAAAUGGGACGUUACCAUCACUUAUUGUCUGUCAUCCUUCCAUUUUGGAGCAAGGAAUUUCUUGGACUAUUGCAAUCUGCAAAGCAGGUUUGGGCGCCAUCAAAUGGCAAGUUUGUAUGAAAUUGUGUAUUAAAACUGAGAUAUUGGCC